CGUCUCAAUAUUUCCUUGAGCGCAUUUGACGUGUGCAACGAAGUUAUUUCAAUAUCCAGAUACAACGUCUCAAAAAAACGACUAGUACUGUUAUUUAAAAACAAAAAAGAUUAAAAAGAGUUCUUCAACAAAAAUGUUGAGAACGAUCGGACUCAUCGCUUUGAGCGCGUUUUUCGUUUUUACAAUAGCGGAUGAUUCGACGCAAGAAAAUCCGAUAGUAGAAGCACCCGUUGGAAAGAUUCGUGGAUCGAUCUUAACAUCGAGAUUGGGCAGGAAAAUCUAUUCGUUUCGAAGUGUGAGAUAUGCCGAACCUCCAGUCGGACAACAACGAUUUCAGGUUGCCGUACCAGCAAAAGAUUGGAAUGAAACCUACGAUGCUACUGAGGAGGGUCCAGCAUGUAGUACUUUAAGUGAGACACCUAUAUCCGAAGAUUGUUUACGUUUGAAUGUCUACACAACGAAGCUACCAUCGAAAAAUGCAAAAGGUGGAAAUUUCAAAGGUCGUCCAGUUCUGGUCUUCCUCCAUCCUGGUGGCUUCUACAUCUUUUCUGGUCAAUAUCGAUUUUUCGGACCUGAAUAUAUCAUGGAUAAGGAUAUCGUCUUGGUGACAUUGAACUAUCGGCUUGGAACCUUAGGUUUCAUAAGCACAGGAGAUUCGCUUGCACCAGGAAAUUUAGGUUUGAAAGAUCAAGUCGUAGCUCUUCGUUGGAUUCAGAGAAACAUCGCAGCAUUCGGAGGAGACCCCAACUCAGUUACUAUUGGUGGUUACAGUGUUGGAAGCAUCGCCGUGUUAUUACACAUGUUAUCGCCAAUGUCAAAAGGUCUCUUCCAUAGAGGAAUCGCAAUGAGUGGUUCUCAUAUAUCGUUAGAACCACUACCAACAGAGCAGAAACACUUAGCCAAAAAACAGGCAGAACUGUUGGGUUGUCCAACAGACACAACAGGAUCCAUGUUGAUUUGUCUGAAAUCGAAACCCAUCGAACAAUUUACUGAAACUAUGCCACAAUUUUUCGAAUGGUAUUGGAAUCCGAUGUCGAUAUGGUCAGUAGUCGUGGAGCCAGAAAUACAGGGAGUAGAAAGAUUUUUAACUGCUCAACCUAUCGAUUUGAUUAGAGAAGGCAAGAUCCACGAAGUUCCUCUCAUUAUUGGUACUACCAAAGACGAAUUUGGUGGACUGGUCACCGCUAUCGAAAAAUUAGUCAAAGCAGGAAAUACUUCGAUAUUCGAUGAUCUAAAUACAAAAUGGGAUACUUUUGCGCCCAUCAGUUUUAUGUACGAAAGAGAUACACCUCGUUCGAAACAUAUCAGUCAAGAAUUGCAUCAAUUCUAUUUCGGAAAUCAACCGAUCAGUCGAGAAUCAUACGAUGGAAUAGGUCAAAUUUAUAGCGAUAGCAUUAUCGUAUUCCCAGUACGUCGUGCCGCUCAGCUGAUUGCUGAUAAUAGUAAACUUCCAGUCUAUUUCUACAGAUUUUCAUAUGACGGACGUUUCAGUUUCUCUGUAUGGAACGAAACUACUCCAUACGGAACACCUGUACACCACGAUGAUCUGCAAUAUUUAUUUUAUAUGAGUGCCGCUUUUCCUUAUUUCAACGCAUCCGACCCGGAAAUUCAAAUGGUCGAACGUUACACUGCAAUGUGGGCAAAUUUCGUACAAACAGGUGAACCCAUUCCAAACAAUGACGAGAUGUUUAGCAACAUUAAGUGGGAGAGAUUCACAAAGGAAAACGAUAAAUAUUUAAACAUCGAUUUACAUCCUACUAUGAAGCAGGGUAUCUUUCCCGAAAGAAUGGCACUAUGGGAACGACUGUUCCCUUUACCACCACCGUCUCAUUCCACUGAUUAUCAAAAAAGUAUAAAAUCUUACUGUUAUUUAAAAACAAAAAAGAUUGAAAAGAGUUCUCCAACAAAAAUGUUGAGAACGGUCGGACUCAUCGCUUUGAGCGCGUUUUUCGUUUUUACAAUAGCAGAUGAUUCGACGUCAGAAAAUCCGAUAGUAGAAGCACCUGUUGGAAAGAUUCGUGGAUCGAUCUUAACAUCGAGAUUGGGCAGAAAAAUCUAUUCGUUUCGAAGUGUGAGGUAUGCCGAACCUCCAGUCGGACAACAACGAUUUCAGAUUGCCAUAUCAGCAAAAAAUUGGAAUGAAACCUACGAUGCUACUGAGGAGGGACCAGCAUGUAGUACUUUAAGUAAAACACCUAUAUCCGAAGAUUGUUUACGUUUGAAUGUCUACACAACGAAGCUACCAUCGAAAAAUGCAAAAGGUGGAAAUUUCAAAGGUCGUCCAGUUCUGGUCUUCCUCCAUCCUGGUGGCUUCUACAUCUUUUCUGGUCAAUAUCGAUUUUUCGGACCUGAAUAUAUCAUGGAUAAGGAUAUCGUCUUGGUGACAUUGAACUAUCGGCUUGGAACCUUAGGUUUCAUAAGCACAGGAGAUUCGCUUGCACCAGGAAAUUUAGGUUUGAAAGAUCAAGUCGUAGCUCUUCGUUGGAUUCAGAGAAACAUCGCAGCAUUCGGAGGAGACCCCAACUCAGUUACUAUUGGUGGUUACAGUGUUGGAAGCAUCGCCGUGUUAUUACACAUGUUAUCGCCAAUGUCAAAAGGUCUCUUCCACAGAGCAAUUGCGAUGAGUGGUUCUCAUAUACUUUUAGAACCACUACCAACAGAGCAGAAACACUUAGCCAAAAAACAAGCAGAACUGUUGGAUUGUCCAACAGACACAACAGGAUCCAUGUUGAUCUGUCUGAAAUCGAAACCAGUCGAAAGUUUCACUGAAACCAUGUCACGAUUUUUCGAAUGGUAUGGCGAUCCAAUCUUGAUAUGGUCAGCUGUCGUGGAACCAGAAGUACAGGGUGUUGAAAGAUUCUUAACUGCUCAACCUAUCGAUUUGAUCAGAGAAGGAAAAAUCCACGAAGUUCCUCUCAUCAUUGGUAUUACCGAGGGCGAAUUUGGUGGAGUUGUUACCGGCAUCGAGAGAUUAGUCAAAGAAGGAAAUACUUCCAUAUUCGAUACUCUAAAUACAAGAUGGAACACUAUUGCGCCCAUGAGUUUUAUGUACGAAAGAGAUACACCUCGUUCGAAAUAUAUUAGUCAAGAAUUACGACGAUUCUAUUUUGGAGAUCAACCGAUCAGUCGAGAAUCAUACGAUGGAAUAUCUCAAAUCUACGCUGAUAGCGUUAUUAUAUUCCCAGUACAUCGUGCCGCUCAACUGAUUGCUAAUAAUAACAAACUUCCAGUUUAUUUCUACAAAUUUGCAUACAAAGGACAUUUCAGUUUCGCAACGUGGAACGAUACCACUCCAUAUGGACCACCUGUACAUCACGAUGACUUGCAAUAUCUAUUUUAUAUGAGUGCCAUUUUCCCUUACUUCAAUUCAUCCGACCCAGAAAUUCAAAUGGUCGAACGUUACACUGCAAUGUGGGCAAAUUUCGUACAUACCGGUGAACCCAUUCCAAACAAUGACGAGAUGUUUAACAACGUUAAAUGGGAGAGAUUCACAAAGGAGAACGAUAAAUAUUUAAAUAUCGAUUUACAUCCCACUAUGAAGCAAGGUAUCUUUCCCGAAAGAAUGGCUCUAUGGGAACGAGUGUUCCCUUUACCACCAUCGCCUCACUCCAUUGAUUAUCAGAAAAGCCAAUAAAAUCUUGACGAUGAUGCCAUAAUGCAAACAUCGAACUGUAUUUCAUAUAUGUAUAUAUAUCUUUUAUAAAGUAGAAAGAAAUAAAAUUCUACUGUUUUAAACAACGAA
Messenger RNA from Vespula vulgaris, 3742 nucleotides. RefSeq lists its product as uncharacterized. The coding region runs from base 134 to 3634 and encodes 1166 amino acids. Lineage: Eukaryota; Metazoa; Arthropoda; Insecta; Hymenoptera; Vespidae. The record is from RefSeq and is a predicted model, not a curated record. The transcript has 16 exons.